Fragaria vesca subsp. vesca is the source of this 576-nucleotide messenger RNA. RefSeq lists its product as uncharacterized. Lineage: Eukaryota; Viridiplantae; Streptophyta; Magnoliopsida; Rosales; Rosaceae. Gene Ontology annotation, biological process: protein K11-linked ubiquitination. Gene Ontology annotation, cellular component: anaphase-promoting complex. The transcript has 4 exons. The record is from RefSeq and is a predicted model, not a curated record. Bases 148 to 339 code for a protein of 63 amino acids.
AGAGCAAGUUAGAGCCGUCUGUGAUUGCUUCCAUCUUCGGAGCUUCGUAUCCAGUCUUUACCUUCCAAACUAGCAGCCUCAGAUUGAUACAAACGAGAAACUUCAACCUGAACAGAACUUUUGAUUGGAUUUUGUCUUAAAGAAACUAUGGCUGAAUUAAACCUGGGUAUACUGAUAGAUGUUGUGGAUGAAGAAUGGAUGAAAGACACUCUUCCUGAUGACGAUCUUCCCCUGCCGCCUAUGCUGGUUAUAAGGACUGAUGACACUGAGGAUUCAAACCAGGAGACUCGCAAAGUUGAUGGAGAUACUUGGAAUGAUCUUGCCUUAGGAUCUCAAUAAAUUUUCUGGUAAUAGAAUCUUAUUCUAUUUAAGUCCGUGCUUGGUUCAAAGUAAUUGAGCUAUUGUCGUAUGGAGAUUUAUGUCUCUAAUUGGGUCAUGAAUAUCAUAUAGAUUUGUUGGACCUAUGGUUUUGGAGGCUAUGUUACUUGCCUGAAGUUGAUUGUGUAACACUAAUUAUGUAUGUAAAUUUAUGAGCCGGUAGUAACCCAUUUUGUAUGUCAUCAUUUUUCCUUCAAA